AUCGCAUCUUCGUUUUACAGAAUCGUAUAUUUGACCAUAUUAGGGUCGAUUGGUGUGUGAAGUUUCGAAGAUGGCGAAGUCAGGAUCGGAACGUGUUCUUAAUAAGUUGAAAUUAAGUAUCGAACAGGGAAAUUAUUACGAAGCACAUCAGAUGUAUAGAACUUUAAACUUUCGAUAUUUGGCUCAGAAAAGGUAUACUGAAUUGAUAGAUUUAUUAUAUGAAGGUGCCGUUUUAUUCAUGACUCACGGACAGCAUAACAGCGGUUCUGACUUGGCUGUCUUAUUUGUCGAAGCUCUUAACAAGUCCAAGUUCAAAGUCACAGAUGUCUUUAUAGAUAAAUUGGGGUAUCUUCAUACAAUAAUGAAAGUGGAUUCUCCCGAAAGAAUAAAUUUCCUGACAUCUGCUCUACAAUGGUCUAGCAAUAGCGGUGAUGAACAUUAUCCACGCGGACAUCCACGUUUACAUCAAUUAGUAGCUAUUACAUUAUGGAAAGAAAAAAACUAUGCACAGUCCAAAUACCAUUUUAUCCAUUCAACUGAUGGAGAUGGAUGCGCCACGAUGUUAGUUGAAUAUCAUUGCACUAAGGGAUAUCCAAAUGAAGUGGAUUUGUUUAUUGCCCAAGCUGUUUUCCAAUAUUUGUGCCUUAAAAAUAAAGCGACAGCAACAAUAGCAUUCCACGCAUAUGCACAGAAACAUCCAAAAGUAAACCCAGCACCUCCCUUUCUUUUACCACUUCUUAAUUUUCUUUGGUUUCUUCUUCCUGCCAUUGACAAUGGGAAGCUGCCUGUGUUUACAGUAUUGUGUGAGCAGUAUCGGAUAGCAUUAAAUCGCGAUCUAACUUAUUUAAAAUAUCUUGAUAAAAUUGGCCAGUUAUUUUUCAGAAUGCCUCCACCGCCACCAAAACAGCAAGGCCUUUUUGGAAACAUCCUUCAGUCACUAUUCAGCAGUUUAGAGGAUGAUGACAUGAGUAGCGAAGAAAACAUGGCACUCCCGGGUCCGUCAAAGGUCACAUUGGAGACAAUACAGUAUGAAGAAUUGGACUAAAUUGUUUAUCGGUGAUUAGCAUCUAAUUUAUGUUCAGAUCAAAGAAAAAAAUAUUGUAAAUUCUUUAACAUUGAAAAUUCUGUUCAACUCUGGAUCUAGGGAGGAGGGGAGUCGACAAUAUAUAUAUAUAUACAUACAUACAAAAUAUAUAUAUAUUUUAUUCUUCAUAUUUGGAUACAGAUAUGUCUCCUUGUAUAUAAAUUUGUUGAAGUCAUAUCAGUAGAUUUGACUAAUUUCUCUUUUAUUUUUCUUUUUCCCUUCUAUUUUCACCUCACAGAAAACAGUAACAGAUAUUAUAGAAUUUGAUAAAUGUUUAUUUUAGAACAGUAACUUAACAACUUAACAAAUAAUUAAAUAUCUUCUCGCCAUCCUUCAAAUUUUAGUCUCCAAAGUACCACAGAACUUUGAGGAUAUAAAAAAGAAAAAGCUCUAGAAGAAAUGAAAUUUUAAUAGCAGGAAACAAACUAAA
This is a messenger RNA of Centruroides sculpturatus (bark scorpion), 1514 nucleotides long. Its product is annotated as Golgi to ER traffic protein 4 homolog. Gene Ontology annotation, molecular function: protein binding. Bases 71 to 1045 code for a protein of 324 amino acids. NCBI's taxonomy places the organism in Eukaryota, Metazoa, Arthropoda, Arachnida, Scorpiones, Buthidae. The transcript is spliced from 6 exons. The record is from RefSeq and is a predicted model, not a curated record. Gene Ontology annotation, cellular component: BAT3 complex; cytosol. Gene Ontology annotation, biological process: protein insertion into ER membrane.